GCAUAGCCUGUGUGCUAUCAUGCCAAACAAACACGGCAAUGGUGUUUGCAUUGGCAAGAACACAUUGAUCUUGGACCAGACUAUGUUAUGUGCAGCAGAAUGGAUUGCGAAAUUGUCUUUGACACAGUAUGCGCAUACACGUUAGGCCACUUUAUUCCGAUCGUCACUAGUAAAAGAAAAACGCCAAUUUCUACAAUUAAUCGUCAUAAAAUGUGAUUUUUAAACCGAACCCUAAAGGAAUACCAAAAUUAUUAUUUUUUAAAUAUUUUUUUACGAUGUAUCCAACUCUCCCUUUGUGGCUGUGGUAACUAUUGAAAUCCCUUAUUUCUCUGGCUGGCUGUCCAUGCAUCCUCCGGUCAAAGUGGAUUUAUUUCAAAAACAAAAAGUCAACAUCUUUCAGGAUACUCUACACUAAUGAAGAAUGGCGUGUAGUUUUGGGAAAAUCGUCGUCGGCGUGUACGUUGAAAUAAAGCGAAGCGAUGGCAGCUCUCUGGAAUAUACCAGGAGUACUCUCCUCCCUCAGUCUCUAGUCCUGCCAUUAGCCAGGCACUGAUGGGCUCUGCGAUGAAUGGAGGCAUCACUCAACCACAGAAUAGCCUACUGUGUGCCAUGAUAGCAGACUAUCAUAAGGACUUGAGGGACGAAUACACCAAGCCAUGGUCACGUCGUUGAAUGAAGACAAUGAGAGCGUCACUGUGGAGUGGAUCGAAAAUGGAGACACCAAAGGGAAAGAGAUUGACUUGGAGAGUAUAUUUGCACUAAACCCAGAUGUGGCCCCAGAAGAGGAGAUCGCCCCCAGCCCAGAGACCCCUCCCCCACCAAAGCCCACCUCUGUGAAGGUCAACAAGAUCUCCAAGCAGAACCGACGAACAAUAGCGCCCACUAAGAAUGGCACUCCAUCCAGGGAUAACAGAGUGGUGUCGACCCGGGCCAGACAUGCUCCACCCCAGCAGCCAGAGCCUUCUCCUCCUCCUGCCCAGCAGCCAGCCCAGCCCACCCAGGCCCAGACAGCCCAACAGUUAGCCAAUGAAGCGUCAUUGCAUCAGCUAAGCAGAAAGGAGUUUGGACAGCUUUCGAGGAGGAAGUCCAACUGUGUGAAGGAAGUGGAGAAACUGCAGGAGAAGAGAGAGAGACGACGGAUACAGCAACAGGAGCUGAGGGAGAAGAAGGCACAGGAGGUGGACACCACUGUCCCUAACUAUGAGAUCCUGCAUAUGAUCAGAGACUUCCGUGCCAGUCUGGACUACCGGCCGCUGUCCACCACAGAUCUGAUUGAAGAGCACCGAAUAUGUGUUUGUGUGAGGAAACGUCCACUCAACAAGAAAGAGUUGACUAUAAGGGACCUGGAUGUGAUUACCAUCCCCAGUAAGGAUGUGGUGAUGGUCCAUGAGCCCAAGCAGAAGGUGGACCUGACACGCUACCUGGAGAACCAGACCUUCCGCUUCGACUACGCCUUUGAUGACAGCACCACUAAUGAAAUGGUUUACAGGUUUACUGCCAGGCCCCUAGUGGAGACCAUCUUUGAGAGGGGCAUGGCCACGUGCUUCGCCUAUGGACAGACUGGUAGUGGCAAAACACAUACUAUGGGUGGAGAUUUUUCUGGAAAGAACCAGGAUUGUUCUAAAGGGAUUUAUGCAUUAGCUUCUCGGGAUGUGUUUGUCAUGUUGAAGAAACCCUGCCACAAGAAGUUAGAUCUUCAGGUGUACGCAACCUUCUUUGAAAUCUACAGUGGAAAGGUGUUUGACCUGCUGAAUGGUAAGGCUAAGCUCCGGGUGCUGGAGGAUGGGAAGCAGCAGGUGCAGGUGGUGGGGUUGCAUGAGAGAGAUGUCAAAUGCACAGAGGACGUCCUCAAACUCAUAGAAGUGGGCAACAGCUGCAGAACGUCAGGGCAGACCUCGGCCAACGCCCACUCGUCCCGUAGCCACGCCGUGUUCCAGAUCAUUCUGAGGAGGAAGGGGAAGAUGCAUGGCAAGUUCUCCCUGAUCGACCUGGCGGGGAACGAGAGGGGGGCCGACACAUCCAGCGCUGACCGCCAGACACGCCUGGAGGGCGCUGAGAUCAACAAGAGCCUUCUGGCACUAAAGGAGUGCAUCAGGGCGCUGGGACGGAACAAACCACACACUCCAUUCAGGGCCAGCAAGCUCACACAGGUCCUCCGAGACUCCUUCAUAGGGGAGAACUCCCGCACAUGCAUGAUAGCCACCAUCUCUCCUGGCAUGACAUCCUGUGAGAACACCCUCAACACGCUACGCUACGCUAACAGAGUAAAGGAGUUUGGGAUCAGUCCCUCAGACAUCCCCUUCUCCCAGGGCGGUGGAAUUCGCUCGGAGCUCUCGCCCACCCAUGAAGUGAAGGAGUUGACGGUGGACGCUAACCAGGUGACCGAGGGGGUCCGGCCCAACAUCCAUGUGGUGGACCUGCUGGACUAUGACUGGGACCACCUGGGCAGCUCCCCCCAGAGAGACGACCUCAAACUGCUCUGUGAGCAGAACGAGGAGGAGGUGUCACCCCAGCUCUUUAACUUCCAUGAGGCUGUGUCUCAGAUGGUGGAGAUGGAGGAACAUGUGCUGGAGGACCACAGAGCUGUCUUCCAGGAGUCUAUCCGGUGGCUGGAGGAUGAGAAGGUUCUGCUGGAAAUGACUGAGGAGGUGGACUAUGAUGUGGACUCCUACGCCACUCAGCUAGAGCAGAUACUGGAUCAGAAGAUUGAUAUCCUCACUGAGCUCAGAGGUGUCUACUGUGAUGUCCUCACAUGCUGCAUCCAUUGCAGCCAGCAGGGUCAUCUGUGUGUGGCUGACGAUCGUACACCUUCCACCUCCAUGCUGAAAAUAACUCCUCAAUUGGGUUAAGGAAUGGUGAAUAAGGAGGAGGAAUUCUAUGAGCAUCCUCAGAUAAAGUGAAGUCGUUCCGCUCGUCGCUCCAAGAAGAGGAACAAGCCAGUAAGCAGAUCAAUCCUAAGAGGCCACGUGCCCUGCUGUAGACCAGACCUGACAUGGGAGGGGGAUGUGGUCUGUGUGUGGAAUGGGCAGUGGCACAAAACUAUAAAAACGUGGCACAGCUGUCACAAAGAAACGGACUCAUCUGUUUUCUAAUCAGGCUCACCACGGAUGUCAUCAGAAAUAACUGGAGGGGAAUGCAACCGUGGAUCCCUUUUAUAGCUGAUUUUACAUUUUCACUCUUGUUUUGCCCUGUUCUAUUUUAUUUUUUGUACUUUAAAUUGAACGGCUGUUGACUUGUCUUCAUCAGAGACCUCCAUGUUGGUUGUGCUUUUGGGUUAUACAACACCAGUGUUGUGUAUUCUGGUAGGUCUGAUUGACAUGUAUGCAUGUGCAACUCUCUGUUGGCCUCCAACGUGUGUGGUUGGUUCCCUGCUCAGUUGGCACUGUACAGAAUAGACAUUACUCUGUAGGGCCAGUCUUUCUUUCCCUCUUCAAUUUCCUGAGUUGAGAGGAAGUCAAAUCUAGUUGUGGUUCUCAUGUCUUACCAGUCCUUGUCUAUAGUUUGAUUCUGUUUUGUUCUCCGUUAUUUAAUACUGCAAAAAGUCUUUUUUCACCCAUUUAACUUUGUAAAGACAAAUGUAUAGUAAAUACCACUGACCUACUGUUGCGUAUGUUUCUGUGUUUGCCACAGAUGUAACACUGGCGGAAGUAAUAAAGGGGAUACCUAGUCAGUGGUAA
Molecule: messenger RNA, 3677 nt
Organism: Oncorhynchus kisutch (coho salmon)
Lineage: Eukaryota; Metazoa; Chordata; Actinopteri; Salmoniformes; Salmonidae
Product: kinesin-like protein KIF2A
Exons: 24
Coding region: 657-2849 (730 amino acids)
Biological process (GO): microtubule depolymerization; microtubule-based movement
Cellular component (GO): microtubule
Molecular function (GO): ATP binding; microtubule motor activity; microtubule binding
Source: RefSeq, a predicted model, not a curated record